This is a messenger RNA of Porites evermanni, 20865 nucleotides long. Lineage: Eukaryota; Metazoa; Cnidaria; Anthozoa; Scleractinia; Poritidae. The record is from the annotation of a GenBank genome assembly.
UUUCAGGUGAAUCAGUCCCCAAGUGCUUCUUUCAACUUGUCAUUUGGGUUUGAGUUUGAUGCCGCAGGAUUGUCAGAAGUUGAUAAAAUGGAGCAAUUACAUCUCUGUCAUAACCCUGCUCUGCAAUCUCCUGUUACCGUGCCUCUAAAGGAUGCUGCAGAAGGAAAUAUUACACCAAAGAUGACCCUUCAGGCCUUUUCUCCACAUAUUAACAGCAGCAAAACGAAUGGAUCUGCAUUGAACAAGUUUGGACGUGCCAGGGAGCGCAUUUCUACGCCUAUUGAGGACUCUGAACAUGUGGCACUGUUUUUGUCAACUCACUCACCUGUGUUUUCUCCUGUCACUGGUGCUUUCGAAAAAUUUGAAAAUAGCAAUGACAAGUCACAAGCUUUGAGAAGGAGUUUGGUGAAUCAAGCUGCUCAUGAUAGCAAAAGGUAAAGCCAUUAUCAUAAGUCAUAUAGAUAAUAUAAUAUUUUAUAAACUAACUAAGAUAGUAGGCGCAUUCUGAUUGGUUAAAAACCUAUGGUUUAUUAUGCCUGGCCCAGUAAACUCAUAGUUUACUUAAAGUUAUUUUAUAAAAGCAAUAGACCACACUUUCUUUGGGUUUACAGGCGUGAUAACCCACUUAGGAUGUUGGGAGAACACUCGAAAAGCUUGUAAACCCGAAGUAGUCAAUCAAUAAAAAUCGGUAUUGAUUUAUCAAUCGAUAAAUCGAUAAAAAUCGGUAAACCUGAUUUGAUUUACAUCAACUGUAUCAAUCAAUCGGUAGAAUCGAUGACACACUCGUUUCGUUUAUCGAUUUAUAAAUAUACUAUUAGAUUUUACCCAUUCCAUUGAUUUUUAUUGGAAGAUACAUCUGUUCUUCUGUUCAUCCAAAAAUGAAAACUGAUUUCUUGCAAACAGUGAAUUUGUUGACAAUUGAGUUGCAAUUGAGAGUUGAAGGAUCAAACAAUUUAUUAUCACUUUUUUAAAAAAAGGUUUAAAAAAUCUUAUCUUUUCUUUAAAACCUGCUAGGCGCUUUAAAGUCUUCUUUGGAUGGCCAGUAUUGUUCAGGUUUUUUAUUUUUCCCAGUUUUUGCACAAUUUAGAUCUGCCGCCCUUUAGUUUAUCAAUUUUCACCAAUUUCCGUCAUCAAUCUUGAUUUUUAUUGAUACCGAUUUUUAUUGAUUGAGUACUCUGGGUUGUAAAUCACUUGCCUCAGCUCAUGAUUUACAAGUUUUUCUGGUGUUCUCCCAACAUCUCGCAUGGGUUAUCAUGCCAGUAAACUCAUAUAAAGUGUAGUCUAUUGCUUAAAUAACUUACAUCAGGUUCCUAAAAAACGAGGUGAAGCCAAGAGUUUUUACUCCUUAUAAUACACGACUGUGAGUUUUUUGAACAGCUUCAAAAUCUCUGAUAUAGAUCAACUCACUACUGCACUAAUAUUUAGGGAAAGUUCAUUUAAUAUAACAAGGGGGGGGGGAUGAAGAUAUUGAGGGGGGGCUCCGAAAAUUUUUAGACACCCGAAGGGGGGGCUCUGAAAAAAUUGUUGCGCUAGGAGGGGGGGCUCCGAAAAUUUGUAUACUUCAAAACCAACACAUGACAUCAUCAUACAGAUCGGAUGGUUUUCAACUCAACAAUUUANACUUUCUUUGGGUUUACAGGCGUGAUAACCCACUUAGGAUGUUGGGAGAACACUCGAAAAGCUUGUAAACCCGGAGUAGUCAAUCGAUAAAAAUCGGUAUUGAUUUAUCAAUCGAUAAAUCGAUAAAAAUCGGUAAACCUGAUCUGAUUUACAUCAACUGUAUCAAUCAAUCGGUAGAAUCGAUGACACACUCAUUUCGUUUAUCGAUUUAUAAAUAUACUAUUAGAUUUUACCCAUUCCAUUGAUUUUUAUCGGAAGAUACAUCUGUUCUUCUGUUCAUCCAAAAAUGAAAACUGAUUUCUUGCAAACAGUGAAUUUGUUGACAAUUGAGUUGCAAUUGAGAGUUGAAGGAUCAAACAAUUUAUUAUCACUUUUUUAAAAAAAGGUUUAAAAAAUCUUAUCUUUUCUUUAAAACCUGCUAGGCGCUUUAAAGUCUUCUUUGGAUGGCCAGUAUUGUUCAGGUUUUUUAUUUUUCCCAGUUUUUGCACUUUAGUUUAUCAAUUUUCACCAAUUUCCGUCAUCAAUCUUGAUUUUUAUUGAUACCGAUUUUUAUUGAUUGACUACUCUGGGUUGUAAAUCACUUGCCUCAGCUCAUGAUUUACAAGUUUUUCUGGUGUUCUCCCAACAUCUCGCAUGGGUUAUCACGCCGGUAAACUCAUAUAGAGUGUAGUCUAUUGCUUAAAUAACUUACAUCAGGUUCCUAAAAAACGAGGUGAAGCCAAGAGUUUUUACUCCUGAUAAUACACGACUGUGAGUUUUUUGAACAGCUUCAAAAUCUCUGAUAUAGAUCAACUCACUACUGCACUAAUAUUUUAUAGAUUUGGGCUUAUUUUGGUCUAAAAAAUUGAACGUUAAGUUUAGCCACGGGUGUCUUUAUUAGAUAUUACGACACUCAUGAAACAUUAAUUUCUUGUGUUUUUCCUUUAUGAAUUAUUAAUGACUUUCUGAAUUAUUUUUCCUGACUACCAAAACAAAUGGCCAAACAAUGGGUCUUAGGUACCAAAGAGUUCACUUAAUCAUUUAAGAAUUUAUCUAUAGUCCCUUUUUGGUUAUACUGUGAGUGCCAGUCACAAUAAUAAAAAAAUUGGAACUGUCUCUUUUUUCAUCUUCCACAUUUGGGCUAUUUCAAUUUCCAAAUUAAUCCCUAUGCUUUGGGAGUUUCUUGACUACCUUUAUUGAAGUAUCUGUCACAUGGUAUUGCCAAGUUUAGUCAAUGAUUUGGCAUUUAUUAUUUUUAGCAUCCUUUAUCAUGAUGCUAGGUUUUUUAUAAUCAUAAAUUAAUAAUAAUUAUUUAUCACUACUAUCUGCUAUUUUUUUCUUUAGUCAGCUAUCAGUGGCUCUUUCAGCGUCUCUCAGUAGGAGCAUCCUGGAGCCUGAAGUAAGCAACUCUGGGAGCCCCUUGGAGCUAUCCUCCUGGGGCCUCCCUCCUGAGGUUCUGAGAAAGUACAAUGAGAUGGGGAUCACACAUAUGUUCGAGUGGCAAGCUGCUUGUCUACGAACAGGAAAGGUACUCACUGGAGGUGAGUUAGGAAAAUUAAAUUCUUACAAGUGAUUAUUAAUAGAAGGGGAGGCUGUUCCCAAAGAAAAGUAACCCCUUUUUAUACCUUUUGUUUAAAAAUGGUACCCCUUUCACACACUUAGUUUAGAAUGUUGUAUAAAAUUCCUUUUAUCAUAUUAUAUACAAAAUUUAAUCGAAGUCAAGGAGAAGUCCUCCUACAACCUUAGAUCAAAUGAUGAACUGUUACUGGCCUCACUGACAUUCAACUCUAAAAAGACCUUAGGCGACAGGGCUUUCCAAGUGGCUGUGCCCACUCUAUGGAACAAACUUCCAAGAGUAUUUAGUAUGGAAACAAGCUUGAAGCCUUUUAAAGCCAAAUUAAAAACUUUACUUUUUAAAGAAGCCUAUGAUUUGUAGAUUUACGACUCAUGAAUGACUUAUCAAUUAACGUUUUUAAGAUCAGUCACUUAGUUUCAAUACAUUUUUUUUAAUUGAAUCUUGCAAUUGCCUUUUUAAUAAUUAUUGUAUAUAUGGAGAGAAUUAUGCUAAAUUUUUAGGUUUUUUUUAAAGAAAUUUUACACAAAAUUUUAUAUAAUAUUUUGAUUUUAAUUUUUAAUUAGUUAUUUAUUUAUUUUAUUUGUUUAUUUGCUUUUUUUCCUUUUUUUGUUGUUAGUGUGCAUUAGAUCAUAUAUUUAAAUGCUAUUUUGCACCGUAUAAAUAUUAAAGUAUUAUUAUUAUCAUUAUUAUCUGCUCUAAAGGUAUGAAUACAGUCAACUCUCUGUCAAUGGACACCUCUAUUAGAAGGGCACUUCUCUGUAAAAGAGAGACCGAGAAAUGGUCCCUCCCUUUAUUUGACUCUCUGUAAGACGGGCAUCCCUCUUAGAUGGACACUUAGUGCUGGUCCUGACGGUGUCCAUCUUUAAUAAAGAGAGUUGACUGUAAAUCACCAAAUUAGGAAGUUUUUUUGGCUUUUUUCACGUACCCAAAAGACGCAUCCGUUAGCCGUUUUAGGUCCUUUCAUAGACUGCAAUGACAGAUGUCCCCAAUACUGUUCUACUUGUAAAAUUCCUACCCUGCCACAUGUCUAAAACCUGAAAAAGGUACCUCUUUCGGGCGGAACCUCUUCGUAGGCCUAUAUUGGGAUCCGCCCCAGGCCCCAGGUGUCAUGUCUUUUCAUCGGAGUAGCCUGCAAAGUAGCCUGCGAACAGCAAACGCAUUUCCGGUCGUCGCUUCUCUCCCUCCGAAAAAUAUUUUUAUAUAUAAUAUAUUUUACUAUUUUUCGGAGGGAGAGAAGCGACGACCGGAAAUGCGUCUGCUGUUCGCAGGCUACCUGCAAAGCGGAUACGUGUACUUUUAUCAGUUCAGUUUUACAAUGUUUUCAUCUUUUUAGGUCAGCUUCAAAGCUUUUGUCCGUGACACUAUGUCUUCAACCGCCCUCACAACAUAAACACAUAAAUAAAAUAAAAUAUAUAAUUAAUACAAUGUAAAUGGCACGCAAAAAGAGCGUUACCUGCCAGAGAGGGGGGACUUGCGCGUCCUUUUCCCUCGUAAACGUUGCUUUUGAUCCCACGUUAAUUCCAGGUAUACAUGUACUUCAUAUUUUAAGUAGUUUCCACACAGGCCCCCCGCGAGAUGGUCGCGCGUUUUAUUCGCUUUACUCUCUUUGACAACACAAGGAGUUUCAUGCCGGGGGGAGGGGAGGUGCGGGGGUACUCCACACAUCUUUAUACGGGGAGGCUCCGCCCCGAUGUCCGACCCCUUACUCUUUUAUGUACUAUUUCUGAGAGAAAAGGUAUCGCUUUCGUAUACCUUCCAUUGACAAAUCUUACCCCUCUCAAAAACCUAGCUUAGAACUAUGCAUUCGUUUUCGCUGCCGUAAAUUUACUGUCUUUAAAAAUAAUAUAAUCAAUAAUUCACAAAACCAGAGCGUUUUCUCAACGUUUUCACAGCCAUAACAUGCAUCUUUUAGCCCCAUUGGGCCUUUUUACACACCAAAAUGACAGAUUUCACCACCUUUUCAUACACUUUAAGGCGUAAAAUCCCUACCCUUUCAUAUACCUGAAGACUGAAAAAGGUACCCCUUUCCGGCGGAGCCUCCCCGUAUAGGCCAUUAUAGGGAGUACCCCCCCCGGGGGGAGGGCUUCUCGUAGUUUAGGUCAGCGAUUAAAAUGUCGAUAUGUUUCUUGCAGGCAAUUUGGUGUAUUCGGCCCCGACAAGUGCAGGGAAAACCAUGGUAGCAGAGCUACUUAUGUUAAAACGAGUGCUGGAAACAAAGAGGAAAGCGCUCUUUAUUCUGCCCUUCAUCAGCGUCGCACGUGAAAAAAUGUUUUACCUGCAGGUAAUUACCGAAGCUGUAUAGUACGUAAAUGAAAUGGUUUGAAUACAGGUUGCAUGGGUGUGUUUCGGCAUGAAUGUAAUCCUAAAUAUUCUAAACUUUCGACAACCUGCGCAUUCAUCGCAGUCAAAGUGAGCUCUGUGUCGUAGAGUUCGGUAUUUAACUCUGCUUUAUAUUGACCUGAUAAGUCAGUUAAGUCGCCACCUAACUGACAAGUUGAAGAGUCAGUCACUUCUUUUGCGUGCAGUGCUCUCCUAAUGUAGAUGGUCAUUGCGUCGGAAGGGCGAAUUUCUAAAUGCGUUUCUUAUCGUAUUUUUGUCUAUUUUUGACGCAACUUUUUUAGCUGCCCUCGCCCCAUCAUUCCUCUUGGUGGCCGCACUACCAAUUCGUAAUUGCUACUCAUAAUUAAUCUAUUCAUUAACGAAGGAAACUAUGCCCAAAGAUCUUCUUUAACAACCAUACUGUACUUGUUCUCUGUCAUAACUUUGUAGUAACGAUUAAACAUUUUAGACCGUCAGUUGAGCUGUUCAGGAAAACAUACUUCCAAUGCAAAUGUAAGGAAGCCAUUUAGCGAAAGUAAGAAGUUAGCUCGAAUAGCCAACUUCGCAGCGUUUUCUUCUCAGAUUUUCUUCAGCAUUUCAUUUUGUAACGUGCGUUUGGCCUACGAUGACGACCGUAGACGAAAUUCAAACUACGAAAACUUUGAAUUUUCGCAUCUUUCGUCCUUUUUAGAGUGCACACCAACCCCGACGUUUACAAUGAGGCAAAUGAGGCAAAAAAAUUAAAACGAAGAUUCGCCCUUAUGCGAGUUUUGCCAUACCACGUGCGUUUAUGAGAGUGUAACGGCUUUUAUGCACAACUUAGUCAUGUCUUGGUGAAAGUUAAAAGCGCUUCUGUCUUGAAGAACCAUUCCGUUGAGCAAUCACCUCCUCCCUUUUCAUUCAAUUUUGAAACACCAGCUGCUGGCUCCAGUUUUUCGAAAGGCGGAUAGUGCUAUUCACUCGAUUAAUUGGUUUCCCUAAUACAUUUUUGCUGGAUAGUGAUUUAUCCGGUGAAUAGCGCUUUCCAACAUGUAAUACUGAGAUCACAUCUGAAUUAAAGCCUGUUUACAUUGUGUAAUCCACUCAAACCCUCAAGACUUGAAAGUUUCAAUUCUUUUCCACUUUUGUUUUUUCAGCGUCUAUUCCAGGAAGCAGGGGUACGUGUUGAGGGGUACAUGGGCAGCCACGCCCCACCAGGGGGGUUUGUAUCUGUAGACAUAGCGGUUUGCACCAUAGAAAAAGCCAACAGUCUGCUGAACAGGCUGCUAGAGGAGAACAAAGCGCUGUCUUCUCUCGGAAUUGUUGUUGUGGAUGAAAUGCAUAUGAUUGGUGAUUCACACCGUGGCUAUCUGCUAGAGCUGUUUUUGACCAAAAUACGAUACAUCGCUGGGUGUAAUGGCGAAACAGAAACGAAUAGAAGUGAAGGUAAAUUAUUGACACUGAACACUAAAAAGAGGUUUUAGAUUCAGCAUAAAGCAGAGUCUCACGUGCUUUUCUCUUCCCUCAUUUUUCUUUGACAUAUUGUACGAGAAUACGCUAACCACCUUCUCUGUCACUUGGAUGGUAAAUCAAGCGUCAUUCGAUCAAACUCGAUUUCCUCUGCCUUAUGUAUUCUAAAGCAGGAAGAUUUUUAAUCAUUUCAUUGAAUUUUUCAGCGUCCCUGAUCGAUGACACUUUGCCUUUGGUUGGCAACGAGAUAAACAUUGACUAAACAGUUCAAUUUUUGUUUUGAUUUUAGUUGUUAUAAUAGCAUUUCACACAUCGGUAAAUUAAUAUUUCCUUUGGAAUUGCUAAUUCUCCAACCAAAUGAACUUUCUGUCUUAAGAGCUUAUUAAGACAUUUUUAGGAGACAUAGUGAUCGAGUGGUUAGAGCGUCGGACUUUUAUUCCGGAGGCCCCGAGUUCAAGUCUCGCUCUGGCCCGGGUUGCUCGAAGCAUGGUUAGUGCUAACCAGCGUUAAGUACCUUGGAAACCUAUACAUUUUGAUACCUCUUAACCAACGGUUAGCGCUAACCAGGCUUCGAGCAACCGGCCCCUGACCGCUAGCUGGAUUUGUUCUCGGUAGUCUCGAGUUCAAAUCUUCAGCCACGCUUGUAAAUAGCCAACUGGUUUGCCUCCUACCAGUCGGUAUUCUUAACCAUGUUAUGCUCAAUUUUAAUUAUUUGUUUCAUAAUCCCUGAAAAGCCCCAUAAGAGUAGAGGAUAAUUAAGUAUUUAGAAUUGAGAUUUUUUUAAAUUUGUUUUUAUUAUAUAGAGGAUAUUACAUGGCCGCGCGGAGAUACGAAAUUUCUCUUCGUGUGUUGAAAAAUAUUUGCGCGAACGAGUGAAAUAUUUUCAACACGAGAAGAGAAAUUUCGUAUCUCCAAGCGGCCAUGUAAUGUUCUAUUUAUUAUAUAAACACCAAUGAAAUACCAAACCAUUUCACUGAAACAGUUUUUUCCUGCGAAAGGCGCGAUUUAUUAUGUGACCAUAGCAACGGUGAUAUUUUCACAUGUGAAAAUAACAUGUUAUUUUCACGUGUGAAGAUAUCAUGUUUUCGCGCGAAAGCUCACCUGGUAUUUCAUUGUUGUUUAUAUAAUAAAAAUCUGUUUUUAUUGCCUCAUGGUAUUUGACGCGCCGACCUUGUCACGAGAUAAACAAUUCCUGCAUGUACUCCUCUAAGUACCUGAAUACUGACAUAUACAUUCUUUUUAUAAACUAAGGUUAAGCUAAUUGAAAAUAGUUCGACAAGCUUUCGUUCAUUGACACCCUCCUUUGACUUUGCAGUAAACGACUCAUCGCCAGCGAUACAGAUAGUUGGUAUGAGCGCAACCUUACCCAACCUUGACAUGCUCGCAAAGUGGUUGUCCGCUGACCUAUAUUUCACCGACCAAAGGCCUGUACCGCUGACCGAAAUGAUCAAAGCAGGCUCGACUCUUUAUGACGCCAGUAUGAACAAGAUUCGAGAAAUCAGAGGUGGCACUGUCAGCGGAGAUGAGGAUCACGUGAUUCCUUUAUGCAAGGAGACGAUAUCGGAAGGACACUCUGUCUUAGUCUUCUGCCCGACAAAAAACUGGUGUGAGAAGCUGGCAGAGUCCAUUGCUAAGCAUUUUUUUGACAUUGGAAGCUUGGCUGUGAAGGAAAGUAAUAUUUCUUCUGCUACAGGUGGUGGAUUUGUCAAAGCUUCAGAGCUACUAACGUUUGAUUAUAUGGCACUGAAGGAAGUAAUAGAACAGUUAAAACGCACACAAGUAGGCUUGGACUCAGUCCUCUCACGCACAGUCCCUCACGGGGUCGCAUUUCAUCACGNGCUACAGGUGGUGGAUUUGUCAAAGCUUCAGAGCUACUAACGUUUGAUUAUAUGGCACUGAAGGAAGUAAUAGAACAGUUAAAACGCACACAAGUAGGCUUGGACUCAGUCCUCUCACGCACAGUCCCUCACGGGGUCGCAUUUCAUCACGCAGGACUCACCUUUGACGAGAGAGACAUUAUUGAAGGAGCCUUUAGACAAGGGUCCAUUCGAGUACUCGUGGCGACCUCUACAUUGUCGUCAGGUAAGAUCCCACGGAAAAAAUGGUCCUUUCUCCCGCUAUUAAAACAUCAAAUGCAAUUCAUAGAAAUUCUUAUUUCAUAAAAGCUUACAAUCUACAGGAAAACUUUCUUUAAAACAUUAUUCUUAUACAGAUAUAUUCCCUAGUUCUCCUUGACCACAAUAAUCUUGUAACAGCUUCAGUCUUUGUAGCCUUGUAAUAAAGCGUUGACUGUAGCUUGCUCUUAGAAGCACAGUUAAUUAGAUCGAGAUCCCAAGUUCGAUCCACGGUGACAUCACAUCUUUCUUUCAUCUUCUCUCCUUUCUUUUAGCUAUAAAUAACUUUAAAUACCCUUAAAACGGAGCAUUGAUGAAGGGGUGGGGGGCAGGGGUAAAAUGAGCUCACCAUCGACCUCCAGUUUAUCAGUCGAAUUACUUUCGCGAGUUAUCGACGUAAAAUAUGGCUGCUUAACCUUUUUUAUUAUUUUCAGGCGUAAAUCUCCCUGCGCGGCGCGUCAUAAUCCGUACUCCAAUAUUUCAUGGUAAACUUGUGGAUGCACUGGUGUAUAAACAGAUGGCUGGCCGCGCAGGUCGCAAAGGAGUCGAUGCGCUGGGAGAGAGUGUCCUUAUAUGCAAACCCGCUGAACGACAGAAGGCAGCUUCGCUUUUGAAUUCUCAGCUAAAAGCUGUUCACAGCUGUUUGCUAGGUAUGAAUAAAGUUUCCAUGUUUGUAUGUCGCGUUUUCAUGGACGCGGUUUUGUUGGAAUAGGUCUAGUAUGUAUGUAUGCGCAUGCUGUUUACCUGUCAAAGAGCUGGAUGCAGAAUGCAGCUGCCAGGGUUAUCUGCCAUAUUGAACGCUUUGAUCAUAUCACUACCUCCUUAUUUAGCCUACGUGCGCUAUCAAUUAGACACAGAAUUCAGUUUAAAUUUUUACCGUUCAGCUGUAAAGCCUUUAAAUGGACUUGUUCCUGCAUAUAUUACAGAACUCUCUGUCAGUAGUAUAAUCUCAUUUUAUUGUUUAUAGCAAUGGGAUAUCCCUUCGUUUUCUUUAUUUUAACUUUACAAGCUAUAAUGUACAAAUUCAUGUAAUAUUCACCGACGAUAUUGUCAAUCAAUUCGUGCCUUGAUAACAGGCAAUUGGUGCAGGUAACUUUAACAAUUAUUUCAUGAGGUAGGGUAUGAUCUGCGAAUCAUGCAUAUCGAUGAGGGUGUUGUCUGCUUUUUAUUAAAUCAAAGUUCGGUUAUUUGUUCAAAACAUGUGAAGGUUUCCGCCAUUUUCUCCAGUAAGUGAGCAAACGUAACCUCGUCCUCAGGGCUUUUCGGUCACCGUCCCCCUUUUUCGGGCGACGGCGUGUACUUUUGACGUCAUUUUAACGGAUAUCGCAAACGUCUUUCAAAUUUGGGCAACGCUUGCUGCUUAUGAAGAAUUAGAUUUCGGUAGUAAACACGUCAUCAGUAUGAAACUUCUGCAGUCGUUUUCAGACGUCAUCUCGCUUGGAAACCAGUGGUGGCUUCGCGAGAUAUCGGCUGUUUUCUUGGGCUAAACAGAGCAAAACACAUGUCUUUUGAUCGCACACGCAUUGAAAGGCUUUGGCAUCAGAACAAGGCCCACUUCGGGUUCCAGGGUCGGCAGUUCGCAUCCAGGGGGAUUCUUGAAUUUGAAUCUGUGCAGAAGGCGAGCCAACGUAAGGAAAAGUUGAAUCCUUGCUAGAGAUUCACCUGAGCAAACACGACGACCAGCCGAAAAUGGCAGAAAGACAUCAGCUUUUGGAGGGACAAAAUUUCCAUCUUCGUCCAGGAACCUUUGGGGCUUAAAUUCGUUUGGAGCAACCCAGAGGUCCGGAUCGUGAUGUAGGGACCAUAAAUUUACCAACACAACGGUUUCUUUUGGGAUAUGGAAUCCCUGUAGUGUUGUAUCCACGGUCGCUUUAUGAGGAAUCGCCAACGGCCCAGGAGUCGAAAGGCGCAAGGUCUCUGCAAUAGUGGCUUGCAACAGGGGAAGGCUUUUCUCGUCCUUGAGGUCUGGUAAACGAUUUGGUCCAAUAACAUGAUCCAACUCUUGAUGUAACAGAUUUUGGAUUUUUGGAUUGUGAAUGAGGUAUAGCAGCGCCCAGCACAAAGAACCUGAAGUGGUUCCCAGUCCAGCAAUAAACAUCUCACUUAUUGUUAAGAUAAGCUGCUUAUCCGUGAGGAGUUCUUUGAUUGACGCAUUGUCUUUUAUAGCCUCCAUUUUAGCCUUCAACAUGGCGUCUGUCAAAUCUUGAGGGUUCUGCACUCUGUUAGCCUCCACAUGUUCCCGGUAAAUCUUUCCUACCAACUCUUCUCUUUCCUUACAGCUCUGUUUUAAAGUCUUGAUUGAGUUGAAUGGUAUGAACGAGAGCCACGGAAACACGUCCACCACACUUCCUGAUGAAAGCGUUUUCGCUACACCCUUGGUCAUUUCAAGAAACCUAGUAACCUCAGGGUCAUUUAUUCCAUAUUUUGAACCAAACACCAAUGCACAAAUCACAUUCAUCACAGCUAAGGUAAUAUCUUUUGUGAUGUCUUGUGGCUGUCCAUUUCUGGAGCCCACCCUUUCUAAGAGAUGGUCAAGUUCCUCAUUGAUUACUUUCCCUUGUUUCAGCACCUGGUUCACAUACAUUUUAAGCGCCGAGACGGUAAUCUUGUUAUGAAGUCGCCAUUGAUUUGAAUAGUCAGCAAAACCAAUCGCUUUACCUUGUGAGUAAACCUCUGCAGUAUAAAAUCUUGGACGACCGGCGAAUUCGGCUGACUUUCUAACAAGAACUUCUUUGAUAGCAUCUUGGCCGCUAACAACGAUUACAAGCUGGUUGCCGAGGUACAACCUAAAGACGUGACCAUAUAUUUUCUCCAUUGCCAUUAGGUCAAGAUGACGUGUCUCGGCCGCUAAUUUGUGUGCAUUUCCAAUAAUUGGUAAAGGAAAAGGACCAGGUGGAAGAUUUCUGGUUACAGAGAGGCGAUUUACAACGAAUAUGUCGAGGAUAACUGCCAAAAGAUACCACGAGAACUCUUCAAACAUCUUUAUGAUUAUUACGUGAAGAGCUUCCACCGACAUGUUAAGGUUCACGAUUUGGGAAUUGAAUAAUUUACAACAACGUAACGCACGAAAUGCUUAUCAUUUUUUCCCCAAUUUUCUAAUCCCAAGUCGCCCAAGCAUAAAAUCAGGGUGUCAAUUAUAUCCCAAAAAUGGGUCAAUAAAGGAAUACCUUGAACUCGUGGGAUUCUUAAAGAUUUCUCAGNAGCGCCGAGACGGUAAUCUUGUUAUGAAGUCGCCAUUGAUUUGAAUAGUCAGCAAAACCAAUCGCUUUACCUUGUGAGUAAACCUCUGCAGUAUAAAAUCUUGGACGACCGGCGAAUUCGGCUGACUUUCUAACAAGAACUUCUUUGAUAGCAUCUUGGCCGCUAACAACGAUUACAAGCUGGCUGCCGAGGUACAACCUAAAGACGUGACCAUAUAUUUUCUCCAUUGCCAUUAGGUCAAGAUGACGUGUCUCGGCCGCUAAUUUGUGUGCAUUUCCAAUAAUUGGUAAAGGAAAAGGACCAGGUGGAAGAUUUCUGGUUACAGAGAGGCGAUUUACAACGAAUAUGUCGAGGAUAACUGCCAAAAGAUACCACGAGAACUCUUCAAACAUCUUUAUGAUUAUUACGUGAAGAGCUUCCACCGACAUGUUAAGGUUCACGAUUUGGGAAUUGAAUAAUUUACAACAACGUAACGCACGAAAUGCUUAUCAUUUUUUCCCCAAUUUUCUAAUCCCAAGUCGCCCAAGCAUAAAAUCAGGGUGUCAAUUAUAUCCCAAAAAUGGGUCAAUAAAGGAAUACCUUGAACUCGUGGGAUUCUUAAAGAUUUCUCAGCCCGGCCUCCGUCUACACGAAUCAAGGUAUUUUUGGAACCGCAAAUUGACGGAUUACUGGUUAAGGUUUCCUGUAAACGGAAGCCCGAUUGGCCUAUAAAAAAAAGCCCUGAUUCGCUUAGACGAGACCUCAGACCUUUCUUCGGCCAAGCCUGCCAUCAGACCCAUUUUUAAGUGAUGUUUACCCUGAGAGAAGUUGUAUUAUUUCACGCUGUGUGAAAGUAGUAGCCUGCUCACAUACCAUCUAUUUUCUCUAAUGAGUCCGCCGAGCGCGCGUGAUAAAAAUAAAAACAGCGGGGGAAUUAAAUGACCGCUAGUGCAAGGGGGUCGAGGUAGGGGAAGACGAAAAUUAUUUUUCUUUCUCGCGCUCGCCGAUCAUCGAAAAGAAGAAUAAAGCAACGUCUGUGUACAGGCUAUGAAGGUAGACAUUCAGUAAUGGAUACUAACUUCCUAUCCCUUUUAGGCAAAGAAGACAAUUGUGGAAUAAAACGUGCCCUUCUUGAGGUCAUUGCUAGCGGAGUGGUUACCAGGCCUCAAGAUGUGGAACGUUACGCGGCCUGUACCCUCUUCGCCUCAGUCCCCUCGCAAGAAAAUGCAAGUGAUUCAGAUGCUAUUAUUAAGACGACUGUGGAGUUUUUGGUACAAAAUGAAUUUGUUCGUUUACAAAAGUGUGGCGAUGCAGACCGUGAUGGAAAUAAAGAAAAUCAGAACGGCAUCGAGGAGGUAACAUUCAAUUAUGUGACACUUUUUCAUAAAUUUGGGCAGAUGAAAGGAACUGUUAUGAAACGUUCUAAAUGAGGAGUGGUAUAUUAUUAUUGGCCUCUGUGCGCUAUUUAACUAGUAUUACGUCUCUCUAUUACUUCUAUUGAUUCUCUCAUUGCAUGUACUUUCGUAUCAAAGUGAUCUUUUGAAUCUGUUUUCUCUCAUCUCCUCAAAACCAGAACUUUUAACUUAACGACGACUUUUUAUAUUAACAGCCGACAUUUCUUGACGCCACCACUGGUUUCCCCAUGAAAUGACGUCUGAGAAACGAGCGUGGAAAUUCCACACUGAUGACGCGUCACUACCCAGAUCUGGAUAGUGCUUCUGAUUGGUCGUGCUGCAUGGGAAAUUUGCUUCAGCCAAUCAGAAGCAAUACCUAGAUCUGGGUAGUGACGCGUCAUCAGUAGGGAAUUUCUGCGCUCGUUUCUCAGACGUCAUUUUAUGGGAAAACCAGUUUAUGGCAUCGGCUGUUUCGUCAGGGUAGUCUUAUACGAGUGUUUUUUAGAUUUUGUUGUUUUCUCUACCCGCUUAGGAAAUUUAACCUGAGUUAGAGUUGCUUAAAUUAGAAUUUUCAAAAUCAAGAGAAGAAAGCCAUCGAACAGCGAGCCCCUGCUCAUUUUAGUCUUUUUACGGUGCUUUCUCGAAUAAAAUGAAAAAGGUAGUAAGAAACAGGACCCUCUAACAACCUCAGCCUUCUUCAUUUUUUCCGUUGGUUUCGUGGUUCGGCUACUACUGAUAGCUGGAUUGUCAGUGAGUUAAACCUGGACUGAUUCUAAAAAAUAAUUGAUUAGACGGAUCCUGUUUGGUUCAAUUGCAGGCUGAAAAGGCUGAUGAGAGAUACGUACCAACUCAGCUAGGUAUGGCUACGUUAUCGUCAGCUCUAUCCCCGGAUGAGGCUCUUGUGGUGUUUUCUGAGGUGCAGAAGGCCCGCAAGUGUUUCGUACUUGAGAGCGAAUUGCACAUUAUUUACCAGGUGAGAGGGAAACCAGACUUACCGUAAAAUUCUUGACGCGAACGCUCAUUUUCAUUCACCCCAAGCUGAGUCAUGGAAGGAAAGUGGAGGGCAUGGAGACGAUGUGAUAACUAGCGUGUUUUUUUACGAAAACAUGAAUAUGCAGGAUAACAAAAACUUGUUUAUACCAAAAUCGUAGUAAAUAGUACCGUUUAACAGGUUCCCAGGUGGAGUUUUAAUUAAAGCUUAGAUUCCAAUGAAAUCGAUGGCAUUUAGGCUCUGUUUUUAUCUUACUUAAUGUCAUGUCACAAAUUACAGCAUUCAUUGUUUCAUAUAUUUUUAGCUUAAUUUUUAUUCAAUUUAUAUAUCAUUGUAUCACUGUAAUUUUUAGAUUUGCCAUCAUUUUAACGUAUUCAUUAUUUGUAAAUUAAUUACUUGUGUCACUGAAAAGCCUUCUGUAGGGAGUGUCAGUAAAGUUUGUAUAGUUUCUAUUGUUUUUGUGCUUCGAGGGGCCCUAGUGAGUGAAUCUGUGCUUUAUAAUCUCACAACAUUGCAUAACCAUUGUGUAACUGUUGACCACCUAGGUUACUCCAAUAUAUAUUCAAGAUCAGUGGCCCAGCAUUGAUUGGUACCAGUACCUCCGUAUCUGGGAGCGCCUACCUGCAAGCAUGCGUCGUGUGGGCGACCUGGUAGGAAUAGAGGAGGGAUUUCUGGCCAGAGCCGUGCGAGGCCGUAUAUUGACACGUACGGAACAACAGCGUCAGUCACUCGCCGUGCAUCGCAGAUUCUUUGCUGCUUUAGCUCUUCAAGACCUCGUUCACGAAGUGCCACUCAAUGUAGUUGCCAGGCGUUACGGUGCAAACCGCGGCAUGUUACAGUCUCUACAAGGUUCCGCGGCAACAUUUGCGGGAAUGGUGACCAUGUUCUGCGGGAAACUUGGUUGGACUAACAUGGAAUUGCUUCUCUCGCAAUUCCAGAGCCGAUUAUCUUUUGGCGUUGUGCGUGAGCUUUGCGACUUGGUGAGAAUAUCUCUCUUGAACGCUACGCGUGCGCGUAUGCUGUACAGUGCUGGCUAUCACACCAUCGCUUCCGUGGCUGCAGCACCUCCCUCUGCGAUCGAAAACAUACUACAUAACGCUGCUCCAUUCGUCAGUGGACUCAAGCGCGGUCAGGAGACUGAGACCGAGGUGCGUGAGCGUAGCGAGGCACGCGUUAUCUGGGUCGCAGGACGGAGAGGCCUUACAUUGGGAAAGGCCGCCAAGCUUAUUGUCAACGAAGCUAAACAACUUCUGCAGGCUGACGUGGCACAACUUGGAAUUGAGUGGAAACCGUCAGAGACUGAGGAGAAUGAGGCGAAUAUGUCUAGUAUGGCUGAUAUGAGGCCGAAUAAUGGCAUUGCUCAGUCAACGGUCGCUAUCCAAAGUGGUGCAGAUGCAAGAGUUCCUACCAGAAUAGAUAAAGAUUGGAAAAUGAAUGUUGAAAAAUCGAACCCAAAAUCCCGCGCGAAUGAUCCUUCAACUGACAUACAAAGGAAUAGGUUGCAGCCCGCACAAACUGGAAUUGCCCCGGAUGGCAAUCAUGGCCAAGAGAUAGUUAAGUCAGGAAAGCAAGAGAAUAAAGUGGUUGUACCAAGUUCUCUUGCAGACAAAAUGCCCAUCAUCUCCAGCGCCGGGUCGUCUUUGGCAAAUGUCCAGUCAAAGGUAUCAGUAAACAAUAAAGCCACUGAUCAUGACGUAACGUGUCGAGUGAAAGGCAAGAUAAUGGAGAGUGUGGCUUCAAAAUUGAUAUAUGAGGAUUGCGGUUCAAUAUCGGUGGCCCAAUUACAGCCGACAGUUACUUGUCGCGCUAAGGAAAAGCCUCACACUGUCUCGAGUCCUUUACUGCCUUCCGAUGACGUUCCUCGUUCGAGAAAGAAACGACGCUCGCCAAUUUCUGUAUUACCAGGACCACAAGAAAAAUUAACGAAAAAAGAAACAGCGUCUGUGGAGAUAUCGGAGGUGUCAAGAGCCCGUCCAAAUGAGUCAGAAAACGCUUCCGUUGUUGCUGAAGCUUCUUCUGAUUCUAAACUCUGUAACGAGGUGCAGUCUGUUUCGGUGGAGUUGUAUUCUGAGCCAUUUGAAGGAGAAGAACCUGCUGUACAGGCAAAACCGGUUGCCGGUGAGCGGGAUGAUAAUAACGUUUUGUUAGAUUCCCAAGCACUGGCUGCGUGUAGUUUGAGUGACACCUGCCUCAUGGAGUGUGACGUCAUGAUUACAAAUUCAGGACAAAAUCCAGCGGCGCAUGCGUCUCCUGUUAAACGAAAAGAUUCCGCUUCAAAAGUCAUGCGCGACAAAGACACCAUUGUUGUCAAGCCUCCGUCCGGUAAUGUUGCUGCGGAUCAAAGUCAAGAACUUAUUGGUGAAUAUGACACCCAACCGCGACUUCCCGCGACUGGAGAGUUUCACGUGGAGCGAAGUUUUGAGCUUGUGUCAUCGUUGACCUCUCCUGUACCUCACUCAUCUAGAUCCCCAUCUGCUAAUAAUGAUCUAGUCUCUCCCAACAUAACGCACUCGUUUUUGCUUCGUCUUUCAUCUAGCGAUGGUUGCUUAGAGUCGGAUCUAUCCACGCUGGCUGCCUUCGAGUUAAUCGAGAAAGAAGCUGAGGCGAAAAAUAUAGAAGGAAAAACAGAGACAGCUGUGAUUUCGGGUGACGAUGGUUUUACUAAAAUUAACGAAUUGAAAAUCCCGAUUGUUUCCGGUCACGUGCAAGAAAUAUCACCAGCAAAGAAGAUACCACGUAAAGAAUUGCAAGAAGAUCUGGAAAAUAAAGGUAGCGAGGCGCUUGAUUCUGAUUUAGUUCCUUCUACGCCACCAGUAGAAAAGAAACCUUCCCAAGACGAUUUUAAAACCAGAACUUCAGCGACCCCUUUGUCUACAAGAAAACGGCUCUCGCCAAGACGCUCCCGUUUUUCUAAUACCCCGGAUGAAGGGCUGGCCAUUAUCGAUGUCACGGGACACGAGCAAGUUUUCUCCAUGUUCCUGAAAGAAUGGCGCAGUCAAACGCGCUACUCGUUGGCAGUGGCUUGUGAGCGCGUUCUUGAUAAUGUUCCUAGGAUUGGAGGCCGAUUUACUACUAAUGUGCCAACGUCGGAAGGAACCUCGCGAGGACUCACAGUUGAAGGAGAGGAUCAGGUAGUUGUCGGAGUUGCGGUGAGCUGGGGCGACAAAGACGCUUAUUACGUGUCUUUUAAGGAGCAUGCUCAGCCUUCACCCAACCAAGCGGACGACAGUCAGACUGAGUCAGCGGUUGAUAAUAACCUGACUCUUGAUCGUCGUGUAAACGCAUUAAAGGAUGUUGUUCUGUUCUUGACUGAGCAAGGCCGGUUCAUGGUUUGUUUUGACGUCAAGGAGCAUUUUAAGGUAAGAAAAACUGAGUAAGUUAAUCUUUGGAAGGGAAAUAAAGAGCAAUGGGCUUUAAAAAUUGAAUUCUAUUUUUAAUUAAUACUACCACUGCGAUCGGUAGUUGUUAUACAGUAAAUACCCGCCUGUAAGAACCUACUGUUUUAAGAACCUGCUGGGAGAAAUGUACCAUUUUUAUACUAAAAAAUAUAAGAACCUGUUUAGCCAAGCAAGAUCAAGCAGGUUCUUAUAUAUGUGGAUCAUAGUUAAAAUAUGACGACCAUUUUAACCAAGGAAUUAGACUUUGAGAGUGUAAAUUUAUAUUACAAGAAAAUGCUUGAUUUGUGAACUUUAUUUUUCUUAAUAUAUUUUUAUUCUACAACUUACGUUAUGGGGAUAACGCUACAUUGAAUACAUUCUGUAAUCAGUUUACUUAGGCUUAUAAUAAUACAGUUGUGAAGAAAUACUGUUUAUUUAAGGACCAAACAAACCAAGUUUGACCAAACCCAAGUUUUACUGGUAGCCAACGACUAUAUUUCCUUCAUUGUAAUAGACCAUUUUCGAUACGUUUAAAAUUAUACUUGGCUCCGAGGCUUGGGGGAAUAAAACAAAAGAAAUGCAUUAUUCAUUGCUGAGCCUCGAGAUGAUUUCUUUUGUUUUCUUCCCCCAAGCGUCGCAGUCAUGUAUGAAUUAUAAUACAUGUAUAUCGAGAUUGGUCUAUCAAGAACAUGAUUAGUAAUAAGAACCUACUUAGCGUAAAUUGCCAGUAACUACUCCAAAAUACAAGAACCCUUUUGCCAAACUUCAAAAAAUGUAGGUUCUUACGCGCCGGUUUUUACUGUAGCAUAUGUAACUAGGUUCAUUCUCAAGUAAUGGCUUUCAAAAAUUUAUACGUUCGCGAUAACGCCACAAGGAAGUAGCAAGAAACAGUAGAGAACUAAUGUUAGUGCAAUGUUGGAACAGUGUUUGUACAGUGUUCAAGCUGUAUUGAUGUUUGCGAAAUCCUGGUGAGCUGGUGUAUCCUCUAGUGUUCAUAAUCCUGGAUUCGAAUUUCCCAGCUAAAGCGUCGUUUGUGUUUGGUUUGCCCGCUACAGACGAUUCACGCGACUGAUUCUACUUGCUGUGAUCAAUUUACCAGCAGAAGUCGUUCGCAUAUUUAUGUGGAGACUGGGAUAUAGCUUUCAUCGUUUCCUUAUAAAUGCUCUGAGAAUAUUUUUUGAUAAAUCGUGGUUUGGUUUCUUUUCGAUUAAGCUUAAUUUAAAUUUAACCUUGUUAUGUCAAAUUGAUGAUUUAUUUAUAUAAACACUGCUGAGGGUAAAUAAAAGAAUUACGUAAUUAUUGUAUUUGAUGGCAGUUUUUCUUUCCUUAUAAUGUUUUAUCUCUUCAGACCUUUGCUCGUUCCAGUGGCAUCUCUCUUAAUGGACCUGCUGAGGAUCCAAAGGUGGCAAAUUGGCUUUUGGAUCCAGGGGCUAAAGAAAGGAACCUUCACCAGCUUGUUGCGCAGCACCUACCUGAGGAGGCCCCCCUUCUGGAAGGUAAGUAUACAUAACGGACCAUAAUUUGCCUUAUAAUCAUUAGGCAUUUUUUAUGGUCCUUAUUUUAGCAUCCUCUGGAAUUAGCAUUGUAGUAUUGACCUUUAAAAGAAAACGCUGCAAACCAUUGUAAACCACAUGAACGCCCUCCUUUCAUUUCAGGCAGUGGUGGUGGACUGGGUACUGGAGGUCUGGCACUAGCAUAUCAGUGUCAACAGAGUGGUCGAGUGAGGGCCUGUGUCGAGUCUGUAUUGGUUCUGUCGCUGAUGAACAAGUUACGGCCAUUGUUGGAAGCAGAGCAGCUUCUGUCGGCAUUUACAAAGGUUUGUGUUCCAUGUUAUACAGUUCAUUUGCUAACAAGUACUGAGCUUUUUUUUUUAAAGCAGGAUUAAGAUAGCCCAAGGUAAGCACGAAAUUUGAAUCCAGGUCUGAACGUUUACAAAUUGAAUUAGCGAAUUUAGGCUGAUUUUUUCUGUCUACAAUUUGAUGUUUGGACGCUCUGCUGUGUCUAGUUAAAAUUUACAGGGAAAAUGCCUUCAAACAAAAGAAACAGGAAAUCGGAUUAAAAUUCGAACAACUGGGCCCUGGACGUUAUGAGCGCUACAGUAUUUUAGGUCUGUUUAAAGUAAGGACCUAGCCUCAAGUGAUCAAAAGGUGGAAAGUGCUACCCACUGGAAAAAUCAGCAUCCAGCUGAUAACGCAAUUGGUUUCCCUAAUAGUUUAACAGUGUAUGGUGAUUUGUCUGGUGGAUAGUUGUAUCCAUUUUUUGAACAAAUGGGCCAGGAUUACAAUGUUAGGUGCGAUUGUCACAACUAGAUCAGCUUUUACAGGGUGUCAAGAACGUACUAGCCUAAGACUCAUUUUAACUAGCCCUCUAAAAAUUUUUGACGAGAAGAAUUGAUAACAGUUCUUUAGUAAUUCGAAUUCCCUGUUUGUAGUUAUUUUGGGUGCCCCUUAACUGUAUGUAUUUUUAGUUCUAUACCAUGUAUUUUUUCAAGUUGCUCAACUUACAGUUCAAAAUAAACGUUGUUGUCAUUGUGACGAUCGUUUUCAAGCCUCUGACAAAAGACAGCGAUAAAUGGCUACCCGACUGCGAAUGGCUCGUUUUCGUCGAUGUAAAUGUUGUUUAACCUGUUAUUGUUAAACUAGUAUCGUUGCUUCAAUUAUCACUGUAGGUAGAGAUGCCAUCUGUACUCUGCUUAGCUCGCAUGGAGCUAAACGGUGUGGGUUUUUCAGACGCACAGAGCGAACGCCUCAAAAACAUCCUGCAAGCUAAACUGCGCACGCUCGAAGAGGAAGCAUACCGACUGGCCAAUCAUAGCUUCUCUUUGACCAGCCGUGAAGACGUAGCACAGGUACGAGGCAGAAGGUGA